Molecule: messenger RNA, 2804 nt
Organism: Mya arenaria
Lineage: Eukaryota; Metazoa; Mollusca; Bivalvia; Myida; Myidae
Product: lymphocyte antigen 75-like
Exons: 10
Coding region: 165-992 (275 amino acids)
Biological process (GO): biological process involved in interspecies interaction between organisms
Cellular component (GO): external side of plasma membrane
Molecular function (GO): carbohydrate binding
Source: RefSeq, a predicted model, not a curated record
UUAAACAGCAGAAAUGGUUCAACAGGUAGCCUCAAGUACAGCGAACUCAGGUUUUACUUAAAUGCAAUGUAAAGAGAGUGUUUUGUGAUAAUGUUAACCAGGUGCACUUAAUUUGGAUGUUUAUAUUUAAACUCGGUUCGGACAGAGGGUGAUAGGACGGAAUCAUGAGUGACGGUGUUGACGUCAGCGUGGCGUAUAAAGGUGGUGACGGUGACGUCGCUACGGACUUUAAACCAGCAACAGAGAAACAUGACGCAGGGAAGGAGUCGAGACGGCCAAAACCGAGACAAAAAGGCCCUGGGCUGCUCAAAGGGAAGGCAGUGGAUGCAGAGUACCUUUCGUGGUCGGAGAGGAACAGACGCCUAAUAGUGAUCAUGGUCAUAGCAGCGGUGGUCGUUGUAGUAAUCGGCAUCGCUAUCGUUCUAGGGAUCACAUUAUCCGGGUCGUCCGAUGACUCGGAGGGCGCAAAGGGUAAACAGACAGGCGCUGCUGUGUGUCCGGAGGUAAUGGACAAAGAAGACACGACGUUUGAACACAAUGGCCACUGUUACCACGUGGUCGAGCUGACUGAGACCCAGGUUGUCUACGACCAAGCCCAGGGCGAUUGCACUAGUCGGGGUGGUCAUUUACUGACCAUUCCGGACAACAAGACACAAACAUUUGUGGCCGAAAACCUUCAGGACCGGUCAGAAAGUCAUACAAUACUCUUAGGACUCAAGAAAGAAGGAGCUACUUGGAAAUGGGUUACAGGCGUUGAGGCGACGUUUUUCAACUGGGAACCGAGUGUCAAGGUUGAAGGCAACUGCGCUACCUUGCGGCUUGACAGAAUGAAUUAUUGGGAGAAGUAUACAUGCACGCCGACGGACUGGUAUACUACAUAUGUCUGCGAAUAUCCUCCUGCGUCCGGGGUGACAAGAUUACAAAGUGUCUCAUCUACAUUUGUAUUCAAUAUCAUCCUAGUAACAAUUCUUUCAUCGUGUGGCGUUCUUUGAUAUGUCAUUUCCGGCGCUGACAGCCUCUUCCCUAUCGGAACACUUCGACCAUUUUCCAUCGAAAACAACCUCGGAUGUAUUUGGAUGUCAGAAGUCUUUACACUUUGUCUACGCUGCAAGUAGAUCGCGUAGUGAUAUCAAUUUAGCAGUUAAACCUAAUAACUCUAUUCUUGGAAUUUUUAAUUAUUAAUGCAAUAGUACACUUCACUUGAAAUAAAUUUAAGCUGAGUGAUAUAAUUUACACGUUAAAACACUUCAAUUAGUUAAUAUAGUUUGCAUUAGUUAUAAGAACUACUUUUGCUAAUGCACCGGUAUUCAUUCGAGGCUAUUUUCAAUGGAAAAUAGCCGAGCUGUUCCGAUUCGAACGCAAAUGGUUUCAUUUAGUAGGAACGUGAGGAGGGCGAUUAUACAAUACAUACUCGUUUAUCCGUCCUUUUUUGCAAACUCAUUUAAGCUGAUAAUGGCUGAUAAUGGUAACAUGUAUUUAUCAUGGCAUUAAGGCCAAACAAAGAAAAGUUCUCACAGAUUGACCGUUUGAAAAAGUUUUUCAUUUUCUUUUGUCUUAGAAUUAUUUGGCGUUAAUGUCUGAUGAUAUAAGACUGCUGACAAAUGACCAGAUCGCAGGUUUCAUUUUAUUUGUUCGAAGUUUAAUGUUAAUGGCUAAAAGCGUUACUAAACACUUAAGAAAAAACAUGAGUUUUUUCGGCAUAAAACAUCAAUUUUUAAACGUAAAUAUAAAAAGAAAACUUGCGAUUUGAUCUUUUGUCAGCAGUCUGAUAUCACUGGUUUCAAUAUAUUAUUGAUAACUUAAUACCUUUAGUUAACUCUAACAUAUAUUAAAAGGAUGUAUUAUACAUGUAUGUCUCAUAUUUAUGAUACAGUAUGCAACGUACGACUUUUUCAGAUUGUAUUGAUUGAGACAUACGUCAUGUUUAUAGAAUGACGUAUAUGUGUGUUUCUGUUUUAAUAAAGAUGUAUAUAUGAAUUUGAUUGUAAGAAUAGUAUUUAAAGUGCUUUUGUUUACAUGAAUGGAAAUGUGCAAGUACACUUUUAAGGGACUAGAUACCAGAUGGUUCCAAAAUCGGCAAAUACAGCAUUUCCUACACACAAGACUAGAAUUGUCAUAAAGAGCUAGUAUGAGGCCAUUCCACUUUACAUGAUUAAAAUAAUAGUUUGUCGUCCUCUAAGCUGAGUUGACCCCUUUAAAAAUAGCACAUACUUGUUUCUCAGUUUAUAGUGUGUAUAUUUACCAUGAGAAAGUCGCGUGAUUAGAUCGUGGUAGACAGACCCAGUAAAAUUUCGAAUUGGAAAAUACGGAAAAACCUCGAAAAGUACAUGUAUCGUAAACGAUGUGAUAAAUUAGUAAUAAAGAUUCAAUGCGUUGACACAACGAUCAAUUUUAUGUAAGCUUUUGACAAUUUUCUUUUUUUCUUCCAUUUUUAAUAUCUGGUGUCAAGUCCCUCUAAAAAUAUUUAGGAUAAUGCCAAACUACAAACUCUUUAUACUUGAUGGAGUACGUUGGUUGAUUAAAUAUUUUCUAUGUCUGUAAUUAUAUUUAGUUGUUUUAUCUUAGUAUUAUACAUUACAUUAGUAUUGUUACCUUACUCGUCUUUAUGUAAUAAAAAUCGAACUUUUGUGUAAUAAAGGACUACAAUUAUUUACCAUGAUAUGAAUAUUUUUAAUGACAAUUUACUUUAUGUUACUCUUUAAUACAAAUGUUACCCUUUGGACUAUUUUAUAAUUCUAUACACUGUAUACAUAUGUUUUACCUAUACAAUAUUGUACGAGUUUACAUUCUAAUAAAGUAUAAAA